This is a messenger RNA of Gryllus bimaculatus (two-spotted cricket), 1683 nucleotides long. The record is from the annotation of a GenBank genome assembly. Lineage: Eukaryota; Metazoa; Arthropoda; Insecta; Orthoptera; Gryllidae.
AUGCGCGGCGUCGCAUUCCAUUCAGGCAAUAGUUCCCAGAGAAGUGCAAGCUCCGCACCGCUCCGCAGCGCGUGGGCGGGCGGGGGGCGGGGCGGGGCGGCCGGGCCGGCCAUCGCGUACAAAAUGCGGCAGGCCUCGCCUCGCUCACUGGGCCAACAGACAGCUCAGCUCACAGUCGCCCUCAAGCACCAGGCGUUCGCGAAGCUCAGCACCUUCUUCCUUCUCGCCUCCGUGGUCGGGGUAGCGCAUGCACGUGUAUCAAACGCCAAUGCUCUUGGUGGACAGUCUGGUGAUCCACUACACAGCGUAUCUAAUGCUAAUGCUUUGGGAAGCGGAGUUGCCAAUUCUAACGCUCUGGAUGGACAGUUAGGUGGUUAUAGAGGAAGUGUAUCAAACGCAAACGCUCUUGGAAGUGGACUAACAAAUUCUAAUGCUCUCGGUGGACAGUCCGGUGGUCUGAAACACAGCGUAUCUAAUUCUAAUGCUUUGGGAAGCGGAGUUGCCACUUCUAAUGCACUUACUGGAUAUUCAGGAGGAGUUGCCGGAAGUUUAUCUAACUCUAACGUACUUGGAGGAGGUGUAACAAAUUCUAACGCUCUUGGAGAGUACUCAGGUGAUGCAAUUGCCAAUUCAAAUGCUCUUGGAGGUGGAUUUUGGACAGGUUUCGGUGGAAUCGCUAAUGCCAACGCGCUUGGAGGAUUCUGGGAGAGCUUGGCCAAUGCGAAUGCGCUGGGAAGGUAUGGGGGCUGGGGGAGUAUUGCAAACGCCAACGCUUUGGGCAGUGGAGUAGCUAAUGCCAACGCGUUAAGUGGAAGACAGAAGGGCAACGGCUAUGGAGGAUCGAUUGCCAAUUCCAACGCUCUGGCAGGCGACUACCUCUCUCCCCAAAGUGUGGGUCCCAUCUCCAACGCCAACGCCAUGCGUUCGACGGGGAGAGAGAACGCCCAGGGCGAGAAGACGAGCCGCUCUCUCACAAAAGCUGACGCCGUUUCCAGGCGGGUGCUAGCCAACGCCCAAGCCGUGCGAUCACUUGCGAAGGGUUUGGGAAGAGGCUCUGUUGCCAAUGCUAACGCGAUGCGAUCUCUUACAAACGCCAAUGCUCUUGAUAGAGGAAAUGCGAACGCAAACUCUUUAAAGUCAAAGCCUAACGCUAACACUUUUUUCGCAGGAAUCGCCAAUUCAAACGCUCUAGGAGGGUACGAUGGUUAUGUGGCUCCGGCUCCAAGCAUUGCUAACGCCAACGCCAUGCGAGCCAUCGCCAACGCCAACGCCAUGCGCGCCAUCGCCAACGCCAACGCUCUCGGUGCCAUUUCCAACGCCAACGCCCUCGGUGGCGGCUGGGGCGACUACGGUGGCAGCAUCGCCAACUCCAACGCCGCCCGAGCCAUCUCCAACGCCAACGCCCUCGGUGGUGGAUUCGGCGGUUACAGCCCCAGCGUCGCUAACGCCAACGCCGCCCGAGCCAUCUCCAACGCCAACGCCCUAAGGAGUGAUCGCGGAUACAGCCCCAGCGUCGCCAACGCCAACGCCGCCCGAGCCAUCUCCAACGCCAACGCCCUCGGCGCUCCCAGCGUCGCCAACGCCAACGCCAUGCGUGCCAUCGCGAACGCCAACGCCCUUGGUGGUGAACCCGAAGUGUACCACCCAGCUCCCAGCGUCGCCAACGCCAAUGCUCUCGGUUAA